Molecule: messenger RNA, 4993 nt
Organism: Oncorhynchus nerka (sockeye salmon)
Lineage: Eukaryota; Metazoa; Chordata; Actinopteri; Salmoniformes; Salmonidae
Gene: kbtbd13a
Product: kelch repeat and BTB domain containing 13a
Exons: 1
Coding region: 898-2400 (500 amino acids)
Molecular function (GO): protein binding
Source: RefSeq, a predicted model, not a curated record
CGUUUGACAUACUGGACUUGGUUUCCUCCUUUACCCUUUAAUGAAUGAGAACUCCACUCCCUCCUCAUUCUCUACAUUGGUGGCAAAGGUGGUUUCUGGCCUCUUUUGGAAGAGCGCCCCUGUUUGUAUCGAGGUUUGCAUGGAGGACAGAGAGAGGAGUAAUUAUGUAGCCUUGUGUGUAAACAUUUACACUACUUUUAUAGGGGGUGAAUGAUUUAUACUACAGUAGGUGAAUCUGUCUAUGUGCAUGGAAGUAUUUGCACAGGUGCCACGACUGUAUUGGAACAAGGACUGGUAGCAUGCUGUUGUCAUGUGCAACAGAUCCCUAACAGACAAGGUUACUAAGAAUUGAACUGUUUGGAAUAAUAGUCUCGUAUAACAAAUGUGACCUCGGGGAACAAUCUAUUGUUGUCUCUCACCUUUGCCCAACUGCUCCAAGGCCAAGAGUUCUGACAUUUCCCGCUGGCACAAACUGUCAGCCUCACAGACAAAGACCAAUAAAUCAUCAGCAUAACUGUACUGCUGUGCCCAUCCAUUGGCCCACCCGCUCCCACCCGACCCAUCUCCCCUUUCCAGCAAGUCAACACUAGAUUCCCCUCCGGCUGCAUGUCACCAUAAUGUAUGAUAACUGUGCCACACGUUGCCUAACAGCUAUCUAUAGCCUCUGCUAUUCUCGUAGCUGUGAAGAGCAAUACAAACAGUGGUUACCCUGUCAAGUGCAUCUGCUCUGCACAGAGGAUAGGGAAGGGGGAGAUUCGGUCUAGCUGCUACUGUACCUCAAGGAAAUAUCAUCAUGGAUAAAAUGUCAUGCUAGGACAUGAGAUAUUUUGAUCUGACUCAGCACUUCGUCACUCCUGACAAAUGCAAAUGUGCUGUUUGAACACUUGAGUUGAGGUGAUGGAGCCAAGCAGCUGCCCUGGCUCAGGGACCGACAGUGACAAGCCUGCCCUCGGCAAGCUUUUGGACUCAGGGAUGGACAGCCUGAAAGUGAGAGUUGACGGGAGCGUUUUUGUGGUGAACAAAGCCCUACUCGAGCAGCACUGUGAGUACUUCCGAGCCCUCUUCCAGUCGGGAAUGCGAGAAUGCCAACAGGAUGAGGUCCAUCUGCAAGGGCUGAGCGCCCGGGGAUUUGUGUUGGCGCUCCGGGUCCUGGACGGGGAUCGCCCCAUCCUGGGUUGUGACGAGAUUGUGGAAGCCAUAGAGUGUGCCACCUUUCUACAGGUGGAGUCUGUGACAAAGCACCUGACCAAUAUCAUCAACUCAGAGAACUGCUUGUUGAUGUACCACACAGCUGCGACCUACGGUUUAUGGGAUCUGUCCCAUCAAGCUGCUUUAUUCAUUAAAGACAUGUACUCGGACCUGAAGGAAGAUGUUGUGAGCACCUUACCAGAAGACCUAGUGGAGUACGUUGAGUCUCUCAUCCCCAGUCGGUACGUCUCAGUCUGCAGCCACUCUCCUACCGUCGAGCAGCUCCAGGACUGUCAGAGGACGGUCUGCUACCUGGAUGACGAAGAUAGAGAAUGGAAGGUGCUGAGUCACCUACCCCUAAACACAAGCACCACUAUGGCAGGUGUGACCAUGCUAGACAACAAGCUGUACAUUAUAGGAGGCGUCCACGACCUCAGCAAGAAAGUUGUGGACUCUGGCUUCUGCUACGACCCAGAGAGUGACUCCUGGUCCACUAUUUCGAGUCCCCAGCAGCCACGCUACAACUUUACGUUAGUGGGCCACGAAGGCUGCCUCUACGCCAUCGGUGGGGAGUUCGACCGGAAGUCCAUGGCGUUGGUGGAGAAGUACAGUGUCUCCACAGCCACCUGGCGCUUCGCCGCUAAUCUCCCCUGCAGAGCCGCCAACGUGGCCUCCACCAAAGCCAUGAGCCGCAUCUUCAUCUGCCUCUGGAAACCCAAGGGCGUUACGGAGAUCCACGAGUACGUCCCUGAGAGGGACCAAUGGGUCCUGGUCACCACGCUAGUCCGUGACCAGAGCUAUGGCCACUGCAUGGUGGGCCACAGGGACAAUUUGUAUGUCAUGCGCAACGGGCCCUGCGAAGACUUCCUGAUGUGUGUGAUGGACUGCUACAACCUGACUACGGGUCAGUGGACAGCCUUGCCGGGGCAAUACGCAAACAGUAAAGGAGCCCUGUUCACAUCGGUAGUAAGAGGGGACUCAGUGUUCACCCUCAACCGCAUGAGGACCACAGAGUUCACCGUGGAGGAGCACAGAUGGAAAACCAAGAGAGAGACCAAGGGCUUCGGGCGAAUCGGCUCCAUGUACACAUUUCUCAUGAGACUGCCCAAGGCCAAGACUGUGGGAAACACUGAGGUGUUGACGGACGGGCUGGAGUUUGGGAAUCGGAUCGACCACAGACGCAGAGACUCUCUGCUACAAUGCUUUGACUGACUUCCUGUGAAUAAGUUCAGUCUUUUAAUAUCUCCUGACAAACCAACAACAGGACAAUGAACUAGAAUGCUUUGACUGACUUCCUGUGAAUAAGUUCAGUCUUUUAAUAUCUCCUGACAAACCAACAACAGGACAAUGAACUAGAAUGCUUUGACUGACUUCUUGUGAAUAGGUUUAGUAUGUUACUUGGGCCACUUUUAGUAGGUAAACAUGGAACGUUGCAGAAAUAAAUGUCAUGAAUAGAGUUGACCAUUCCUUUUUUUACAUGUCAGAGAGGCAUGUUUGUUCUUCAUAGCAUAUUUCUAUCUGAAUAUUGCACAACGUUGUGCCGUUCUGAAUGUAAUCUUGCGGCGUCUCUCUACAAAUCAACAAAUGAGCUAAAGAUGUAAAUGUCAGAGACAACAGUAAUUUGUAAACAUUAAAGUUUGCUUCAUUCAUGACAAGUUGGAAACUCAGAACCUCUGAGUAAACAUUAAUUAACAUAUUGGUUGAUUUGGAUACUUUCCAAGUGGGAAAUAUUAGUUUCCUAGUUUCCACAUGUCAUGAGUGCAGCAUAUCUUCCAAGAAUAAUUAAAUAGCAUUUAAGAAACUCUGUAGUAAUAUUGUCUUCUAUAGUUCUUGAGAAAUGUGUUGCCUCAAGUAGCCUUCUGGGUAAUUUGUAUCCAAAUGUAGUGUACUAUAAAGUGUCCUAUAAUCAAGUGAUUCAUUACAUUGAGUUGACACAGCCCUAUCAGAGAGCUCUUUCCAUGAAAGCCAAACACAUGUUCAGUAAUGUACAUAAAGACUGAAAUCCUUUCCUGUUGUUACAACAAACCAACCAUUUCUAACCCAGGCUCAGGUCCCCAAGGCAUUGUGGUUGCUAGAGAACAGGGUAAGAUAAGGCUGGCAGUGUUCACGCUGUACAAACAAACCAUUUCUAACCCAGGCUCAGGUCCCCAAGGCAUUGUGGUUGCUAGAGAACAGGGUAAGAUAAGGCUGGCAGUGUUCACGCUGUACAAACAAACCAUUUCUAACCCAGGCUCAGGUCCCCAAGGCAUUGUGGUUGCUAGAGAACAGGGUAAGAUAAGGCUGGCAGUGUUCACGCUGUACAAACCAACCAUUUCUAACCCAGGCUCAGGUCCCCAAGGCAUUGUGGUUGCUAGAGAACAGGGUAAGAUAAGGCUGGCAGUGUUCACGCUGUACAAUAAAACCUUUCUGUAACGAGUGCAUGUUUGCUGCCGUCUCGGGACAGGGAUCCCUUGAAGGAGAGAUUUGUAUUCUCCAUGGGAUCACCUGUGUAAAUACAGGAUGAUUGGGGAAUUCAAAUGAAUAGAUUGUCUUUGGCAGAAGAUAUAUGAAAUAAUUGUCUUUUUAAUUAUCAAAUCAAACACUGUUCAAAUAAUGUGUUAAUGGGUGAGGAAUGUUGCUAAUGAUGUGCAGAUUUGUCCACUUAUCAAAUUAUAUUACCAUUAAUUUCCCCUACAGUUAACAGGCAAAAAUCUCCCUUGAUAAUAUAAGAAUGGUUCUUUCCCUCAUUCUUUAGCCUACAGCAGUGGAGACUGGUGAGGGAGGACGGCUCAUAAUAAUGAAUGGAAUCAAACAAGUGGAAACCAAGUGUUUGAUGUGUUUAAGACCAUUUCAUAUAUUCAGUUCCAGCCAUUACUAUCAGACUGUCCUCCCCAUUUAAAGUGCCACCAGCCACCACUGGUCUACAGUCUGUUAACAGUCUAUGAGUGAAGUUCAUUAAUAGCAAAGUGAUAAAAGAAAUGCUCUCUUGACCAAACAUAGAGGAGCUCUAAAGCUCCCGGUCCAUCAGCAGAAGAUACACAUCUUUAAUAGAUGCUUCCCUUUGCUUGGCUGCUCCCAUCCAAGUUCUGCCGUGGCUUUGAUAGUCAAAUAACAAACCUGUCCUGUGGUAACCCCGUCCAUCCGGCCGCCGUCAGCGGGGAAAGCAUGGCAAAAAUGUGGAAGUGUAUCCCACACGUAUCAAGACCUAAUAUGAUGUGGGAACCAUGAGACAUGAGCAUGAUAUUACAAGUAUAUUGAAUUUUGAUUCAUCAGAAACAUUUUUUUUUGUAACAUCUGAAAACAGAAAUCUCAAUUCUCAUACGUAUUUGAUCUGUACACAAUACUUUUGUAUCAUAGGCAAAAACAAAUCAAAUGAAUACAAAAUACAUUUUAAAGUGCAAGUUACAGUAUGUACAACUUCAAGUGGGUCAUUUCAGACAACCUGCCAUACAGAAAAAGAUUUACAAGCUUCUUUCAGGUUUCGAUCUUUUACCCCGUACACACACCCUACAAAUACAGAUAAUGACUUACCAGUAACACAGUUUGCAUCCCAAAUGGCACCCUAUUCCCCAUAUAGUGCACUACGUUUCAACAGAGCCUAUGGGCCCUGGUGAAGAGUAGUGCACUACAAAGGGAAUACGGUGCCAUUUGGCAUACAACCAUAGUCUACUGGAUUUUAUUUAAUUGUAUUACAGAUCGAACUUAAGUUAAAAUACUACAUGACAAAUGCUGUGACACUUGAAAUUGACAAAGACAAUUGACAAGCGGCAAAUCACAUCAAACAUUGUCAAAACCUGAAAUGUAAUAAAACUAUGUAAUAUAUCGA